Molecule: messenger RNA, 1620 nt
Organism: Galdieria sulphuraria
Lineage: Eukaryota; Rhodophyta; Bangiophyceae; Galdieriales; Galdieriaceae
Product: fructose-bisphosphate aldolase, class I
Exons: 5
Coding region: 20-985 (321 amino acids)
Biological process (GO): fructose 1,6-bisphosphate metabolic process; glycolytic process
Cellular component (GO): cytosol
Molecular function (GO): fructose-bisphosphate aldolase activity
Source: RefSeq, a predicted model, not a curated record
AUUUUCUUGGUUGAAUAGGAUGGACGAGUUGAAGAAGAUAGCCGACUAUAUGGUGACACCUGGAAAAGGUAUCCUAGCUUCGGAUGAACCACCCGAAUUGUUAGAGUCCAAGUUUCAACAACUAGGAGUUGCCAACAAUGAAGAAACGAGAAGGACUUAUCGUGAACUAUUGUAUGGAACCCAUGGAUUGGAACAAUAUGUAGCUGCUGCUAUUCUCCAUCGCGAAACUUUUGAACAAAAAGCAAAAAAAGGAAUAUUACCAGGCAUAACUGUGGACCAAGGAUUCGAUAUCUUGCCAGGCACAACACAAGAGACCAUCACUUUAGGAUUGGAUAGUUUGAGUACCCAGUGUGCUUCUUAUCAGAGAAAAGGUGCCAAGUUUACCAAAUGGAGACCAGCUUUUCGUAUUGUGGAUGAUAUUAGUCCUUCUGCCAUAGCUAUAAGUACCAAUGCAGAGUUGGUGGGAUGUUAUGCAGCUAUUUGCCAACAAUAUGGAUUGGUUCCUAUUAUCGAAAGCGAUGUAUUAUUGGAAGGAAGUUAUACCAUUGAGACUUGUGCCAAAGUAUCCAAAAUGGUAUUGGAAGAAAUAUAUUCUUCUCUGAAACGUCAUCAAGUAUACUUGCAAGGAGUGGUAGCCAAACCCAAUAUGGUAUUAGCAGGAUUGAGUGCCAAGUCCAAACCUGAUCCUUCCACAGUUGCCAAAUAUACUUUGGAUACUUUGUUGGAUUCGGUUCCUGCUUCGGUUCCUGGUAUUGCUUUUCUUUCAGGAGGUCAAACAGAACAAGAAGCUACUACUCAUUUGGAAGCUAUUCAUAGACAAGCGAAAAUGACCAAACAACCUUGGCAAUUGACAUUUUGUUAUGGUCGUGCACUCCAAGCCACUUGUUUACAAACUUGGAAAGGUAAAGCUGAAAACGUAGAAAAAGCAAGAGAACAAUUUUUAUAUCGUUGCAAAGUGAAUGCGUUGGCUUAUAAAGCUGCUUAAACAAGCUUUGUUAUAUUGUUUUGAAUAAGAUAGUUGGAAGUAAAAAGAGCGUUUUCAAACAACUUAUGAUUUGAAUAUGUCUAUUAUUCGCAUUGUCCACGUCAUCAUCUCACUGCAGUCCUUUUCAAAGAUAUCCAGAAUUCUGCUGCAAGUCCAAUGAAUAAUAACACAACAUGAUUCCUUUUCAAGGAUAGCUACUCCCAAGCUAUGGGGAACUACUGAAGAAUAAUAUGGACAGCAGCUUGAUUGAUAUGUACGAUGAAACCAAGACAUCGAAAGAAGGGAAUGAUUCUGAGAUUGUGUUAGAGAUAAAAGAAAGUAUAAACAAGAAACAAGUUUCUGAGCAAGAACAAGAAGAAUGGAAAGAAACUAUCCAAAAGUUGGAGGAAAUAAACACGGAAUGUUGGGUUGAAAGCCAAGUCGGGUACUUUUAAAAAUGGUUAAUACUUUAUUUUUGGUUCUUAGUAGGAUUUGCGAGCGUUGGUGGACUUUUGGUGCGAAUAGACUUGAACCUCGUUAGUGGAGCACUUCUCUAUGUAAAGGUCGAUAUGAAUUGAAAAACUUUAGAACAAUCUUAAGUGAUAAGUGGCUUUUCACUUGGGAGAUAGGAUGGUGCACCAAGGUAAGUCGCUUUU